CCGCUGGUGCGCAGGCGCGGCGGGGCCAUGCGCGGAGGCGGGUUUGAACCCUGGCGGGCGCCGCGAACUCCGGGACUGUGUCGCAAAUGGAGCCCGUCCUGAAAGGUAUUUCUGCCUUUGUAGAAGUUUGGUCCUCUAACAGAACAGAAAAUUACUCAAAAACCUUUGAACAGCAGCUUCUUGAUAUGGGAGCAAAAGUUUCAAAAACUUUGAAUAAGCACGUGACCCAUCUAGUCUUCAAAGACGGACGGUUGACGACAUGGAAAAAAGCACAGAAAAUGGGUGUAAAAAUAGUUUCUGUACUCUGGGUGGAAAAGUGUCGAGAAACUGGAGCCCAUGUUGAUGAAUCCCUAUUUCCUGCAGUAGACACUAAUGAGGGAUUUCUAAUACCAAUCAAAAAACACAAAUGUAUGCAGCCAAAAGACUAUGUUGAACAAACUCCAGAAAAUAAUAGAAAGCUUCAGAGAAGACUAAACCAAAUGGCUAAAGAAUUAGCCCUACAAAAGACAGCAGUUAAUGCUGAAACAGAUGUACCAGUUUUGUUAUUUGAAGACAAUGGUUCACUUAUAUACAGUCCUGUUAAUAAGAUAAAAGCUCAGUGCAAUGCAAUGGAAAGAAGAAUAAAGGAUAUUAAGGAAAAAAGAGAGAAUCUUUCUCCUACGGGUUCACAAAUGACUCAAAGACUUCCAAGUACCUCACCAGGAGACUACGCACUGUCUACUUGUAUCUUAACUAAUUCAGAAGACGUGUUGCUAUCUGAAGAACAAAUGGAAGACUGCUUGAACUCAAGUUGUGAUUAUCUUUGGAGAACUGAGAAGUUAAAGAGUCAGAGAACAGAGGCAGCAGAACAUGACUGUGAUACUUGGACUGAUAUUCAUGUAUCUGUGAGUGCAUCAGUGAAUUCUCCAUCACAUAGCAAUGAGCAGACGAGCUUAACACCAAAACAACAUGCCAGAAGUUUAACAAAGAAACAGAUUAUACAGCAUACUUUGGAUCAUAGAUUGUCUUUAGGAAAGAAACGUUUAAAGUUUCCAAAGAAAAAACAGAAGAACGAGAAGACCGAGACAACUUCAGUUGCAAAUAGAAGUUCUCUUCUUGAGGGCUUUGGUAAUAUUACUCUUUCCAAAAAAAUAGUCCAGUUAAAUACUGUUCCUGCUUUGAUUGACAGUCUCUCUAAUUCACCUAUGAGUAGUGAAGACUUAAAUAUAUGUUCACUGGAUAAAAGCUUCCCUGAUGGCAGAAAUGGUUGUGUUCUUAAAGACAAGAAGAGGAAGAAACUACAAACAUUACCAAGUUUUAAGCUGGCUGCCUCAGAACUUGGUGCAUCAGGCUCUAAGGGGUUCUUGCAAGCAGUUACUACAUAUAGCAAGUCUUACUGCACCGAAGAGGCUUCUUAUGAAGAUUUCUUUUCAUCAUCUAAUUCAAAUGAAAAUGAAGUACAGAUACAAGUACCAAAGGAAUCAGAGAAUCCUCCUGAAGUUUGUUCCAAAGACUCUUUUACAAGCAUGGACCUGCAUGAUGUGAGUUUCAGUGAGUUACAUAACUGCGUAACUACUAAGAAAAGCAGGAAGACGUCUAUUUCAGUGAAUGAUUUUCCAGUAAAGAAAAAAAUCAAACCAGCUAAACAUCCAGGAAGCAUACCAUUAGAUAUAUUAGGUGAUGAAAAAGAUGACACUGGAGGAGCUCUAGAUACUGAUGAUGUGGACAGGCUUCCACAGCAUGCUCAUGAAAAACCCUACAACAGUGUAAAUGACUGUGCUCAUACUGCUGGUGGUGAAAAUGAAGUGUCAGAGUGUCAUGUUACUUAUGGCUCUUGCAAAAUCUUUGAUGAACAAAAGAAUAAGCACACUGGGGGCUUAAGAAAAGUUGGAAGACUCCAAAAGCCAACAAGGACACUAGUUAUGACAAGUAUGUCUUCUGAGAAGCAAAAUACAGUAAUGCAGAUUGUGAAUAAACUUGGAGACUUUUUGUUCUCAAAUGAAGUGUGUGAAACAACAAGUCAUGUAGUUACUGGGAGUCCUCGUCGUACCUUGAAUGUUAUGCUGGGAAUUGCUCGUGGCUGUUGGAUUGUUUCUUAUGAAUGGGUUCUGUGGUCUUUGGAAUUAGGCCACUGGAUCUCAGAGGAACCAUAUGAACUUUCAUCCAGCUUCCCUGCAGCUCCUAUCUGCAGGCUUCAGCGUCAUCUAUCAACAGGAAAAUACCAGCAGACUCUCUUUUCAAACCAGCCUGUCAUGUUUGUAUCUCCUACCAGUCAGCCAUCCUGCAAAAAGUUAAUUGAACUUAUACAGCUGGCAGGAGGGAAAAUAUGUAAAGACUUACAUCAGGCAAAAAUCUGUAUAGGAAAAAAACCAGGAAAGAAGGACCAGGAAAUAAUAUCUUUAUCAGAAAACUGGGUAUUAGAUUCAAUCACUCAGUAUACGAUAUGUCCUAUGGAAAACUACAUUUUUCAGACGUGAGCCAACUCAAGAGCUUCCAUAUGGUUGUACAGAAACAUGCCUAGCUUGGAUUCAACAAAAAUAAUAAGCUGUGAAGGAAAUUCAAAAAAAACCACGCAAGUUACAUACUUAUAAAUACAGAGGAACUAUUUCUAUAUUUUUAGUACUUAUGCAAGUGUUCAUCUUGUGAAAUCUUUAGGUUUUGAAAUAAAGUAGUUCCCUUAUAUAAGUAAUUUUUUGUUUAUUUGUCACUUUUGUUUGUUGAAGACCUUUGGAAAUAAAACCUGAAGGAAUCAAUAUUCACAGGGAGGGAGUGAAUUUUCUAGUCUCCAAGCAAGACUGGUCAUGUUGCAGUGCAGUUAAAAGAUGUGCACUCAGUGUGGGUGAGUGUGCCUGAGGUGGGUCUCGUGCAGUCAGCAGGAGCUGUGCCCCCAGAGCAGAUGCAGGAAUCCUGUUGGCUCCUGUAGUCUGAGUGCCUCUGCACAUACCUGAAGGGCCAUGUUGUCCCAUCUUCACUACCAUUGCUAAAUACAUUUCUUUGGUAAAAGGAUAAGGUUGCCUAUGAUGCUCAACUCACACCUGCUGGCGUAAACAUGCACUUCUAAACUGAGUUCUCAAAAGUAAGUGAAACUCAGUAAUUAUGCUCAGAUGUGUAGUUAAGGUACUGCUUUAUUUCAAUGCCUUUGAUUGAAUCUCAAAAUGUGUCUACCUUACACCUAGGCUGAAAACACAGUUACUGACCCUGAGUUAAAUGCAUUAAGACAGCACAUCAUUCAAAUGUUAAAAUCUGUUGAAAAGGGAACAUAAUAUGAAAUGCUUUAUGUGUGCUUGCAAAAUGCAUACAAAUGUGUUACAUGUUAAAUUUCUCUUUAAUCUGUAGAUUUGUUUUUAGCAGAUAAAAAGUGAAGUUUAUAUCUAAAGUAUAUUGCAUAGCACCUGUUCAUCUAUAAAUGUACAAGCUCCUUUAAAGAUUUCCAAGUACCAGCAAAAUGAAGGAUUAUGACAGAGAGUAAUGUUAUCAAGUAAUUUAAAGGCAGCUCAUAACUCACAACUUCCAAACUAUGUGUUCUCUUCAGAGUUCCCUCAGAGUAAGAAAAUGCUGUACCAAAAAAUUAUUAUUUUGAGUUAAUAUUGUGGAAAAAUCAAAGUACAAUGUCUGAUUUUUAUAUUAUUUUUACACUGCCAUUCUGUUGCACUAUUCCAAUAUAAAAGUUCUGUAAACAAGGAUUAGACAAUCUUUUUCUUCAAAACAAAUUCAGCAGUGUCUGUGGCUGACAGGCUGUUUCAGGUACAAUCGCAUUUCUAUAGUUGCUCUGUAAAAUGUUAAAUAUACUAAUAAUGGAAAAGUUCCACAUUAUGAUUCUUUUAUGGAAAGUUAAACUGGUUUUCUGAAAUGCUAAGCGCCUGUAACUCAAAAGGUUAAGACCUCAUUUUCAAGGGUUACAUAGCUGGAUUUGGUAUAUAAACUAUAAAAUCUAAUUAACUGAGGCCUUUUCCUUGCUUAGUUUUCUUAUAUGCAAAUUGUCUUUUAUAGGAAAAGUAUGUUUGAUAUAAAAACUGGUAUAUUUGAUACAAAAUUUGGCAAUAAUGUCUGUCUACAAAUUGUACAGUGUAUCAUCAAAACUAUUUACCUAUUCAGUGCAGAGCACUGGUAACAUGUUAUUACUCUUCAGCCUUGACCUUAUGAGCCUCUUUAUAAAGAAGGUACUUGCCAAGUAUUACAUACUAAAAUAAAAAUACUUAUAUAGGUUGUAUUAUGUGAACAUAUGGUUGCCAGUAAAUAACAGAAUCAUUUGUUUGAAUUAUAGUGCUUAACUUAACUAUAACUAUAACAACCUCCUGGUUUUAUUUUGUAGUCAUUUCCUAAGUGUACUACCCAUAAAAAUCUGUCACUAUUAAUUUAUAGAAUAUAGCACUCCAAAUCAGCUUUCUCAUAAAUCUUCUUAAGAUUAGUCUUAGCUAUUUAAAUUGUAAAUUCUUGGAUCAUCUUGUUGGCCUUUAUUAGUCACACAUGUAACAGAUUUGACAAUGAAAAGUCUAAUAUCCUUUUUUUCUAAACUAAAAGGUUUCCAAUGAAACAAUCUGCCAAUUUAGAUAAUUCCACCUUACAUUAUAUGGUUGAUAGAAAUCCCUAUCUAUUGGCUCUUCUUGCAGAAUUUGUAGUAGACAGGCAGAUACAGCCAGGAGGAAAUUGAAUUCCAAAUUCUGGUCUCACAUUCUGGGCAAUGGGACUGCUGUCCACCCUGACUGACUGUUGCUUUUCAAGAGUAUGACCAGCACCAAGAAGUGAUUCAUGAGUAGUUUGAGUUCUGAGAUCUUUGUAACGUGCAGUGGUCAGCGAACAUUUGUCACAGCACAGCCAUGCGCUGUCUUCUCUGCAAACAGGUACUGUGCUGUUCCUUAUUAGGCAAAUCUACUUAACUUUUAUUAAUUUCCUUUAGUGCUUACUUUUUGUGCAGGAGAAGUUAUCUUAACCUUACCUUUUUCAUCCUGCAAGAAUACGUUUGCCAUCCAUUUGUGAAAAUGACUCAGCAUAGCUCUGUCUCUCCUCAGAGAGCUUCUGCUCCCCUGCUAUAGGCUCUCUAGCUCAAUGCCAUUAGUACAAUUAAAGUCUUUCUAAGAUAGCUUAAUUUGAUUAGGAAUCUGUUUAAACUAAAAUAUAUUGAAAAGUCAAAAUAAGCAUUAUUCCUCUGUGAGAUUCACAUUAGCUGAGCUAAUUUGUAAAUGCAGUUUAACUCCCAGCACAUUUUAACUCAUUUUACUUUCAUCAGUGCUAUAGCUAGUACCAAUUAGGUACACAGAGCACCAAUAUUCUUCCCAUCCUUCCUCUUCCAGAGAUAAGAAGAGCUUUUACCACACUUUGCAUAAUUUAGUGGGGACUCACAUUGGCAAAUGCACAAAUACGGAGGACAAACACAGGCAUGGCCUUGAAGAAUGUGUUGCUUAAGCUGUGUCAAAAUGGCAGCAAAAUUGGUGUCCUCUUCAAACCAUAUAUCCAUAAAAAAUAGCUUAGGAGCUAAAAAAUUUCUUAGUUUCAGUGACUAAUAAUGUGAGACUGGCUAAGGAUGCCAGUGAGGUAGGUGGAUCUUAUGUCUCUUUUUCCCAUUUCUCUGUUUUUGCAAUCAGUUUUAGAUUGUAACUGCAUUUGUGGUAUGUAUAUCAAUUGAGUAAAAAGUCUCUAAAUAUUCACAGUGAUCCCAGUAUAUGAACCAUCUGGUAUUGAAUUACUAAACUGCAGAUUUGUUGAGCUGGUUUUAUGUUUCUGGAUAUUUUCCUGACUCUACUCUAGUCAACUUUUUGGAGAUUAUUCCUUUUUAAAUAAAAAUAAGUAAUAAAAAC
Molecule: messenger RNA, 5774 nt
Organism: Parus major (Great Tit)
Lineage: Eukaryota; Metazoa; Chordata; Aves; Passeriformes; Paridae
Gene: MCPH1
Product: microcephalin 1
Exons: 14
Coding region: 87-2456 (789 amino acids)
Biological process (GO): mitotic cell cycle
Source: RefSeq, a predicted model, not a curated record